AUGCUCGAGCAGGCGCAGCACCCCGACGACGAGAAUGGUUGUGGCCUUGUCGACGCCCUUGUUGGCCUUAUGAAGGAUCACCAGGGCUUUGAAUUCAGGUUUAGUAGAGAUGUUAUAAAGGGGAUACUAACGAACACAUAUAUCGGAGCCGUCGACACAUGCGCGGUGACCAUUAUCUGGGCAAUGGCAGAGCUGGUCAGGAAGCCACAUGUGCUGAACAAGGUGCAAUACGAGAUCAGGACUAUAGUGGGCAACAAAGAGAGGGUGCAACAAGACGACAUGCCCAAGCUCAAGUACAUCAAGACGGUGGUCAUGGAGACGUUGCGCCUGCACCCGGUGUUGCCCCUUCUUGUGCUGAGGGAGACCAUGAGGCACAUCACAGUGUGCGGGUACGAUGUGCCGGCAAAGACGAGGAUCUUUGUGAACGCAUGGGCCAUCGGGAGGGACCCGGCCAACUGGGGGGUCAACCCUGAGGAGUUCAUCCCGGAGAGGUUCGAGGGCAAGGACGACAUGUACUUUAACCAAGCGCAGUUCGAUUUCCUGCCCUUCCUCGCCGGACGCAGGAUGCAUUACUAGGGAAAAGCUUAUAGACAUGCGCUUACUAGUAGCGCAGGUUUAUACCCCUCGCUGCUGCUACUUACUAGU
Molecule: messenger RNA, 645 nt
Organism: Triticum urartu
Lineage: Eukaryota; Viridiplantae; Streptophyta; Magnoliopsida; Poales; Poaceae
Source: RefSeq, a predicted model, not a curated record